Molecule: messenger RNA, 1071 nt
Organism: Fusarium mangiferae
Lineage: Eukaryota; Fungi; Ascomycota; Sordariomycetes; Hypocreales; Nectriaceae
Product: putative mitochondrial import receptor MOM38
Exons: 3
Coding region: 1-1071 (356 amino acids)
Biological process (GO): protein import into mitochondrial matrix
Cellular component (GO): mitochondrial outer membrane; mitochondrial outer membrane translocase complex
Molecular function (GO): transmembrane protein transporter activity
Source: RefSeq, a predicted model, not a curated record
AUGGCCUCCGCAGCCGCAUUGGAUCCCGUCAAGACGGCCCUGCUUUCCAAUCCCAUCGCUAGCGUUUUAGGAGAUGCCCUCAACUCGUUUAACGAGCGAAGGGCCAAAUUAGGCCUUUCCAACCCAGGAACUAUCGAGAGUCUUGCCAAGGAGGUUCAGCGCGAUGUCUUCCUCAACAAUUACAUGUUCACCGGAAUGCGUGCCGAUCUCACAAAGAUCUUUAGCAUGGCUCCUCUCUUCCAGGUUUCCCACCAAUUCGCCAUGGGAGAGCGUAUUAACCCCUACACAUUUGCUGCGAUGUACGGAACAGGCAAGGUCUUUUGCCAAGGUAAUCUGGAUAACGAGGGUUCUCUCUCCGGUCGAUUCAACUGGAGAUGGUCCGACAAGUUUGUAUCCAAGUCUCAGAUCUCCAUUUCUCCCGGUGGUCAGGAUAUGGCGCAGUUCGAACACGAGUAUACUGGCAACGAUUUCAGCGCAUCCCUCAAGAUGCUGAACCCUUCUUACCUUGAGGGUGGUGUGACUGGCAUCUAUAUCGGAAGCUACCUCCAGUCUGUUACUCCCAAACUCGCCCUAGGUCUUGAAACUCUCUGGCAGCGACCUGCCCUUACCCAAGGCCCCGAGUGCGCUGUCUCUUAUGCUGCCCGCUACAAGUCCGCAGACUGGAUCGCUACCGCUCAGCUCCAGGCUGCUAUGGGCACCCUUAACACCUCCUACUGGCGACGACUCUCGGACAAGGUGCAGGCCGGUGUUGAUUUGAGCCUCGGCCUCGUUCCCUCUGCAGGUGGCCUCAUGGGUGGUGGCCUUCAGAAGGAGGGCGUCACCACUAUUGGUGCCAAGUACGAUUUCCGCAUGUCUACUUUCCGGGCUCAGGUGGACUCUAAGGGCAAGCUUAGCUGCGUUCUGGAAAAGCGUGUUGCACCACCCGUUAUGAUGACAUUUGCUGCUGACAUUGAUCACUUCACGCAUCAAGCCAAGAUUGGGUUGGGUGUCUCAAUUGAGGCAGCCCCUGAGGAGCUCCAAGAGCAACAGGAGUCUCUUGGCUCCCAGCCUCCCCCUAACAUUCCCUUUUAA